AAAAAAAAGCGCGCAUUAAAUGCAAUGAGGGGAAGCAACGAAUGAAGAAAAGGAGAGGAGGUCGCAAGUCUUGUCCCCUUCCCUCCUCCCUUCAGUGGUAGCUGGUGUUGCUACCUGGCUGGCUGACCUGACACGUAGGGAAAGUCAGUGUUUGUGCGGGUUGGUGCCGCGUCUGUGUGUUCGGACGUUGGUCGGGCGCGCUCAUUGAGACCUGCUGGUUCCACGGCUGGUGGUUCCAACACCGAGCGCAUGUACGCCGAUACGAUCAACGCCGAGUCGAGGUGAUGAGGAUCUGAAAGGGAGCACCGAUCGUGCGAGCGCGCUAUCGCCCAAGACGAAGACAGGAUGCAGGUGGAAAGGGUGGAGAGGAUGGAGAGGCCCCAGGGGCGUCCCGUGCAGAUCCUGACGACCAAGGACGAUCACACCUUUGAGUUGGACAAGGAGGCCCUCUCCAGGAUCCUCCUGGCGGAUGAGGUCAAGGACAAGCACGUGGUGGUUGUGUCGGUGGCGGGGGCCUUCCGCAAGGGGAAGUCCUUCCUCCUCGACUUCUUCCUCAGGUACAUGCGUAACUUGGACAAUCCCAACGAUUGGGUCGGAGACCCCGACGCCCCCUUGCAGGGCUUCUCCUGGCGGGGCGGUUGCGAGCGGGACACGACGGGCAUCCUCAUCUGGGAUGAAGUCUUUCAGGUGACGACGUCGGACGGCCAGCAGCUGGCGGUGCUGUUCAUGGACACGCAGGGGGCCUUUGACUGCGAGUCCACGGUGAAGGACUGCGCCACCAUCUUUGCCCUGAGCACCAUGACCAGCUCGGUGCAGGUGUACAACCUGUCCCAGAACAUCCAGGAGGACGACCUGCAGCACCUCCAGCUCUUCACCGAGUACGGCCGCCUGGCACAGCAGGACAUGACGGAGAAGCCUUUCCAGAAGCUGCUGUUCCUGGUGCGGGACUGGAGCUACCCGUACGACUGCCCCUACGGGGCCGAGGGGGGCCAGACGAUCCUGGAACGCCGCCUGCUCAUCUCAGAGCGCCAGCACCAGGAGCUACAACAGCUGCGCAAGCACAUCCGCUCCUGCUUCUCGGAGAUCGGCUGCUUCCUCAUGCCCCACCCGGGCCUUAAGGUGGCUACCGCACCGGCCUUUGACGGGCGGCUGGCCGACAUCGAGGAGGCCUUCAAGGAGCAGCUGCGCAGCCUGGUGCCCAGCGUGCUGGCGCCGGACCGUCUGCUGGUGAAGGAAAUCAACGGCCUCAAGGUCACCUGCAGGGAGCUGCUGGAGUACUUCCAGGUGUACGUGAACAUCUUCAAGGGGGAUGAGCUACCGGAACCCAAGUCGAUGCUCGAGGCCACGGCCGAAGCCAACAACCUCGCUGCCGUAGCCACAGCCAAGGACAAGUACAACACUGGCAUGGAACAGCUGUGCGGAGGGGAGCAGCCGUACAUGAGCCCGCACCAGCUGGAGAGCCACCACCUGCGGUUGCGGGAGUCAGCCAGGGAGCUGUUUGUGGCCACCCGCAAGAUGGGCGGCGCGGAGUUCUCCCAGCAGUACCUCGAGAGGCUCACCGAGGAGAUUGACGGGUGCUUUGCCAACUUCGCCAAGCACAACGAGGGCAAGAACAUCUUUGCGGCGGCGCGCACUCCGGCCACCCUGUUUGCCAUGGUGCUGUGCUUCUACUUCGUGUCGGGCCUGCUGGCCCUGCUGGGCCUCUACUCCUUCGCCAACUUCUGCAACCUGCUCAUGGGCCUGUGCCUGGUGGUGCUCUGCCUCUGGGGCUACGUGCGCUACUCCGGGGACAUGCGCGAAGUGGGGGCCCACAUCGACACUGUCGCCAACCUCGUCUGGGGAAACCUGCUCAAGCCCCUGUACAAACGGGUGAUGCAGGACCGGGUGCUGCCCCCCCACCUGACGGGGGGCGCGGGGGAGGGCACCCGUGCCUCCAACGGGAGGCUCAAGGCCAACUAGGGGUGUCCCCACUCCGUCACCCAAGUGCCUCGGGCCGCGGAGAUGCGCCCGGCGGAGGGGAGCCCUUCCCGCCGAGCGCGCCGCGGCGUGUACAGGAGAGGAGUGUACAGAAGGCUGCGUGUACAUACCCGUCAGGGAUGGCCCCCUUUGUUUUGCUCACUCCCCCUUCUUCCCCUCCUCCGGAUUGUUUGUACCCUCUGGAGAAUAAACGCUGCUCCUCUUUUUGCA
This is a messenger RNA of Ixodes scapularis (black-legged tick), 2187 nucleotides long. It is a transcript of the gene atl, whose product is annotated as atlastin-2. The record is from RefSeq and is a predicted model, not a curated record. Bases 346 to 1959 code for a protein of 537 amino acids. Gene Ontology annotation, biological process: endoplasmic reticulum organization; protein homooligomerization. NCBI's taxonomy places the organism in Eukaryota, Metazoa, Arthropoda, Arachnida, Ixodida, Ixodidae. Gene Ontology annotation, molecular function: GTPase activity; GTP binding. The transcript has 10 exons.